AAACGUUACCCGACCUUGAACAGCGCUCGGGCGCGCGCGAGAUGGCACCAUCACAGUCAUCACAGAUAUCAACAAGGCUACGCAUCUCAUAUCAGCGCGUAGUUCCAUUACAUGUUGCUUUUUGUCACCGCUACGUGAAUUAAGUAUAUUUUAUAAAAUUUGCAAAUGGUUACUUAUACUUACUGGAUCAUACGAUAACCACACAUGUACGUAAUGUACAUCUAGAUAAAUUAUUAGCCGCGAAAGUCAACUAAACAUUUCACAAUAAUAAUAAUAAUAAUAUGUUUUGUUUUCGGCGCGCCCAAUUUCACAGACAAAAUUACUCUGUUUGUGCAUCCACAAAAUGAUUAUAAGAAAUGAUAAUAAUAAAAUAAGCUCUAUAUGUCCCGCAUUACAGUUUUAAAUCUUUUGGACUGUUAUAAAAUCAUAUUCGCAAGCGAAAUUUGCAACUACGUAAACGCGACCGCGAUCGGCUGAGUGGCGCGUUCCGAACUCUUCCGGAAAUAGCCGAAAGCAUCGCAUCAUAGUUUGAUGGUUAGAACGAGAGCGACUGAGCGCUUAGUGCGGCGCGUGUGAGCGCGAGAGCGAGAUAAGAAAUAAGAAAGUAAUAACUGUAAUAAGUGAUGCUUUCAAACAUCUCAGUUGUUAGUUGUUACACCAUUACAGUUUUCACAUGGGGCAGUAAACAUUACGCGCACUGUUUUAUAGUAGUUCGCCACAUUUGCGUUCGGGUGAUACGUAAUGCUAGAGGUGAUGGUGGAUUUCUCGGAGUGAUACUUAGCUACCAGCGUGGAGAUGCCAAAAGUGAAACUAAACGAUGGCCGGGAGAUGCCAGCACUCGCGCUCGGCACCUAUCUUGGCUUUAACGAGCAAGGUAUAAUCCACUCGGAAAACCACCAACUUCGCUCCGUCAUUUCUCAAGCAAUCGACGUCGGGUACCGCCAUUUUGACACGGCGGCCAUUUAUGGCACGGAGGGGGAGGUGGGGGAGGGGGUAGCUGCGAAGAUAAAGGAGGGAGUGAGACGGAGCGAUAUAUUCGUCACCACUAAGCUAUGGAACACCCACCACAAACGGGAGCAGGUGGCAGUAGCUCUUCAGCAAUCCCUCAAGGCAUCAGGACUCGAUUAUGUGGAUCUGUAUCUCAUGCACUGGCCUAUGGGCUUUAAUGAUGACUACAGCGUCUCCAAGGUCGAUUACAUGGAGACGUGGCGAGGAAUGGAGGACGCUCACAAACUGGGCCUCGUUAAGUCUAUCGGCGUCUCAAAUUUCAACCAGGAACAGCUGGGAAGGUUGCUUAACGAGAGCAGGGUGCAUCCCAGCGUGCUGCAGAUUGAGGUCCACCCACAGCUCCCUCAAACAUCCCUAGUGUCCUACGCCCAAAGCCGAGGUCUAGUCGUUAUGGGGUACAGCCCCUUCGGAGCCAUGGUGUCCCGUUUUGGAGCCCCGCCGCCGAAGAAAGAAUCUGUUCUGAAGGAGCUAGCUGAGAAAUAUGGGAAGAGUGAAGCUCAGAUCGUGCUGCGCUGGCUGGUGGACAGAAAUAUAGUACCGAUCCCAAAAACAGUUAACCCUAAACGUCUAGAAGAGAACAUAAAUAUCUUCGACUUCAAGUUGGAAAAGGACGAAAUACAGCGAGUUAACACUCUCGAUACCAACACGAGGUUCACGCUGCCCUCGUUCUGGCAAAACCACCCUUAUUACCCGUUCGACAAGGUUGAUAAUCCUAUACCAAGUCCUUUUGUGUAACCCUUUGUACUUAAGGCUCAUUUAGAUGGCGCGCAAAUCGCAUGUAGUUUUAGAUACAUUACCACAAUCUUUUCAGAUUUAACGACCGAUCUGGCCUAGUUGUUAGUGACCCUGCCUGCAAAGCCGCGGUUCUGGGUUCGAAUCCCGGUAAGGGCAUUUAUUUGUGUGAUGAGCACAGAUAUUUGUUCCCGAGUCAUGGAUGGUUUCUA
This is a messenger RNA of Leguminivora glycinivorella, 1952 nucleotides long. RefSeq names its product aldo-keto reductase AKR2E4-like. Gene Ontology annotation, molecular function: aldose reductase (NADPH) activity. The record is from RefSeq and is a predicted model, not a curated record. The coding region runs from base 796 to 1743 and encodes 315 amino acids. The transcript has 7 exons. Gene Ontology annotation, cellular component: cytosol. NCBI's taxonomy places the organism in Eukaryota, Metazoa, Arthropoda, Insecta, Lepidoptera, Tortricidae.